AUGAAGAUCGCAUUUAGCCUCGUGAUGUCCGUGGCAUUGGUGGCCUCGCUCUGCACGGCGAGCCCACUCUUGGUCACAAAGCAUGUGGUGAAAAAGCUGGUCGCAAAGCAUCAGCAACCCAAGACAGUGACGCACGCCGUCGUCUACACGCCCGUCGUGGCACCGCACCCGGUGGUUGCCGCACCAUCCCUUCACGCAAAGCUCGCUAGCACUUUCGGUGCGCUGCUGAAGCACCCUCUGCUGCAACAUCCCUGGCUGGCCAAACUUACGCCGGGUGGUGUCGUCGAGGUGUACCGCAAACAUGUGCCUUCUGCCGCACCGUACCCUGCCGCCGUUGCUCCUCCCGUUGCCGUGCUGGAUCUACCGCAUGAAGUGGAAGAACAUCAUACGGUGACCACCGUGGUAGCUCCACCGGCACCUGUACACGUCCCGGAACCUGUGCACGUCCCAGAACCUGCACCCCUCCCAACACCAGUCCCCGUUGUUGUUCCGGCCCCGGUAUACGGUGUCCCGGCACCGACCUACGGUCUGCCAGCUACCUCCGAGCUUUCAUCGUCAGCAUCUUCCAGCAGCACCUCGGAAACAUCCGGUGCCGAUAGUGCGGCGAAAUAUGUUGCCGUCAAUCUGGGCGCACGGCACGAGGCUCCCCUGCCCGGUUACGAUCAUUCGGUUGUGCUCGAAAAUCUAGAACCUGCCCCAGGCACCGAGGGCUUGACGAUGUUGGUGCCACCGGUCGUUUCUAACGAGCUGCACAACUGGAACGCUGAACCGGUAGUGCUCAGAGGGGAGGAUCUGCUAUCAUCCGGCUAUCUGCGAAUGGCCGACGGGCCGACGGUGGAAGGUUCCAGUGAUGGGGAGGCACGGUACAUCGCCAUCAACAACGGCGUACGCCACGAAGCACCACUGCCCGGAUACGAUCAUUCGAUCGUGAUCGAAAAUCUCGACACCGUUUAG
Messenger RNA from Anopheles marshallii, 954 nucleotides. RefSeq names its product translation initiation factor IF-2-like. The record is from RefSeq and is a predicted model, not a curated record. NCBI's taxonomy places the organism in Eukaryota, Metazoa, Arthropoda, Insecta, Diptera, Culicidae. Bases 1 to 954 code for a protein of 317 amino acids. The transcript is spliced from 2 exons.